AUGGUCACACUCAUCAGCUUGACUCCAACAAUAAUCACACGACAACCAACUCCAAGCCAGGGAGAAGGAUUCAAUGUGACCUUCAUUAUCACCAACCUGCCAUUCACAUCAGCACAAGAAGAUCCAGCUACAGCAAAGAAUAUUAGUAACAGGCUCAACAAUGUGUUCAAUGAGAGUGACAUCAGAUUCAAAUUCUCAGGUUGCGUAGUACAAUCUUUCAGUCUUGUAAAUAUUGACCAGACAUCAGUGUACGCUCUGUGCACUUUCCAAAACACCACCGAGCUUGAGAACGUUGAUAAGGUUAUCGUCUACAGGACGUUCAGUGAAAACACAAACCAGAUCUCUGUCUUGGGAACAUAUACAUUGGACACCAACAGCCUCUAUGUAAAUGGUUAUCACGAAACAACUCCUUUAACCACACCAGGACCAACUGUGAAGGUAACCCCAAUUCCAACUGUCGAAGAAGCAUUUAAUGUCACCUUCAUCAUCACCAACCUGACAUUCAUACAAGAGCUCGAAGAUCCACAAUCUGAUCUCUACAAGUCUAGAACAAGUGAUAUUGCUAAUCGGCUUGACAAUAUGUUUAAUAACAGCGACAUCAGCCCAGCAUUCUCACAUUGCAAAGUAAAAUCGCUCAGUCUUGCAAAUUUUGACCAGACAUCAGUGUACGCUCUGUGUACUUUCCAAAACACCACCGAGCUUGAGAACGUUGAUAAGGUUAUCGUCUACAGGACGUUCAGUGAAAACACAAACCAGAUCUCUGUCUUGGGAACAUAUACAUUGGACACCAACAGCCUCUAUGUAAAUGGUUAUCACGAAACAACUCCUUUAACCACACCAGGACCAACUGUGAAGGUAACCCCAAUUCCAACUGUCGAAGAAGCAUUUAAUGUCACCUUCAUCAUCACCAACCUGACAUUCAUACAAGAGCUCGAAGAUCCACAAUCUGAUCUCUACAAGUCUAGAACAAGUGAUAUUGCUAAUCGGCUUGACAAUAUGUUUAAUAACAGCGACAUCAGCCCAGCAUUCUCACAUUGCAAAGUAAAAUCGCUCAGUCUUGCAAAUUUUGAACAGACAUCAGUGUACGCUCUGUGUACUUUCCAAAACACCACCGAGCUUGAGAACGUUGAUAAGGUUAUCGUCUACAGGACGUUCAGUGAAAACACAAACCAGAUCUCUGUCUUGGGAACAUAUACAUUGGACACCAACAGCCUCUAUGUAAAUGGUUAUCACGAAACAACUCCUUUAACCACACCAGGACCAACUGUGAAGGUAACCCCAACUCCAACUGUCGAAGAAGCAUUUAAUGUCACCUUCAUCAUCACCAACCUGACAUUCAUACAAGAGCUCGAAGAUCCACAAUCUGAUCUCUACAAGUCUAGAACAAGUGAUAUUGCUAAUCGGCUUGACAAUAUGUUUAAUAACAGCGACAUCAGCCCAGCAUUCUCACAUUGCAAAGUAAAAUCGCUCAGUCUUGCAAAUUUUGAACAGACAUCAGUGUACGCUCUGUGUACUUUCCAAAACACCACCGAGCUUGAGAACGUUGAUAAGGUUAUCGUCUACAGGACGUUCAGUGAAAACACAAACCAGAUCUCUGUCUUGGGAACAUAUACAUUGGACACCAACAGCCUCUAUGUAAAUGGUUAUCACGAAACAACUCCUUUAACCACACCAGGACCAACUGUGAAGGUAACCCCAAUUCCAACUGUCAAAGAAGCAUUUAAUGUCACCUUCAUCAUCACCAACCUGACAUUCAUACAAGAGCUCGAAGAUCCACAAUCUGAUCUCUACAAGUCUAGAACAAGUGAUAUUGCUAAUCGGCUUGACAAUAUGUUUAAUAACAGCGACAUCAGCCCAGCAUUCUCACAUUGCAAAGUAAAAUCGCUCAGUCUUGCAAAUUUUGAACAGACAUCAGUGUACGCUCUGUGUACUUUCCAAAACACCACCGAGCUUGAGAACGUUGAUAAGGUUAUCGUCUACAGGACGUUCAGUGAAAACACAAACCAGAUCUCUGUCUUGGGAACAUAUACAUUGGACACCAACAGCCUCUAUGUAAAUGGUUAUCACGAAACAACUCCUUUAACCACACCAGGACCAACUGUGAAGGUAACCCCAACUCCAACUGUCGAAGAAGCAUUUAAUGUCACCUUCAUCAUCACCAACCUGACAUUCAUACAAGAGCUCGAAGAUCCACAAUCUGAUCUCUACAAGUCUAGAACAAGUGAUAUUGCUAAUCGGCUUGACAAUAUGUUUAAUAACAGCGACAUCAGCCCAGCAUUCUCACAUUGCAAAGUAAAAUCGCUCAGUCUUGCAAAUUUUGAACAGACAUCAGUGUACGCUCUGUGUACUUUCCAAAACACCACCGAGCUUGAGAACGUUGAUAAGGUUAUCGUCUACAGGACGUUCAGUGAAAACACAAACCAGAUCUCUGUCUUGGGAACAUAUACAUUGGACACCAACAGCCUCUAUGUAAAUGGUUAUCACGAAACAACUCCUUUAACCACACCAGGACCAACUGUGAAGGUAACCCCAACUCCAACUGUCGAAGAAGCAUUUAAUGUCACCUUCAUCAUCACCAACCUGACAUUCAUACAAGAGCUCGAAGAUCCACAAUCUGAUCUCUACAAGUCUAGAACAAGUGAUAUUGCUAAUCGGCUUGACAAUAUGUUUAAUAACAGCGACAUCAGCCCAGCAUUCUCACAUUGCAAAGUAAAAUCGCUCAGUCUUGCAAAUUUUGAACAGACAUCAGUGUACGCUCUGUGUACUUUCCAAAACACCACCGAGCUUGAGAACGUUGAUAAGGUUAUCGUCUACAGGACGUUCAGUGAAAACACAAACCAGAUCUCUGUCUUGGGAACAUAUACAUUGGACACCAACAGCCUCUAUGUAAAUGGUUAUCACGAAACAACUCCUUUAACCACACCAGGACCAACUGUGAAGGUAACCCCAAUUCCAACUGUCAAAGAAGCAUUUAAUGUCACCUUCAUCAUCACCAACCUGACAUUCAUACAAGAGCUCGAAGAUCCACAAUCUGAUCUCUACAAGUCUAGAACAAGUGAUAUUGCUAAUCGGCUUGACAAUAUGUUUAAUAACAGCGACAUCAGCCCAGCAUUCUCACAUUGCAAAGUAAAAUCGCUCAGUCUUGCAAAUUUUGACCAGACAUCAGUGUACGCUCUGUGUACUUUCCAAAACACCACCGAGCUUGAGAACGUUGAUAAGGUUAUCGUCUACAGGACGUUCAGUGAAAACACAAACCAGAUCUCUGUCUUGGGAACAUAUACAUUGGACACCAACAGCCUCUAUGUAAAUGGUUAUCACGAAACAACUCCUUUAACCACACAAGGACCAACUGUGGAGGUAACUUCAAAUCCACCGCUGGAAGAAGCAUUCAAUGUGACCUUCAUUAUCACCAACCUGCCAUUCACACCAGAGCUGGAAAAUUCAGGAUCUCAACUGUACAAUUCUGCAGCAAAUGUUAUUGCUGAUCGGCUUGAUAAUAUUUUUAAUAACAGCAACAUCAGCCCAGCAUUCUCACAUUGCAAAGUAGAAUCGCUCAGUCGUGCAAAGGUUGACCACACAUCAGUGUACGCUCUCUGUACUUUCAAAAACAACACCGAAAUUGGGAAUGUCGAUAAGGUUCUCAUUUACAAGAAGUUCAGUGAAGAAACAAACCAGAUCUCUCUCCUGGGAACAUAUACACUGGACACCAACAGUCUCUACGUAAAUGGUUAUCACGAAACAACUCCUCUAACGACACAAGGACCAACUGUGGAGGUAACUUCAAAUCCACCGCUGGAAGAAGCAUUCAAUGUGACCUUCAUUAUCACCAACCUGCCAUUCACACCAGAGCUGGAAAAUUCAGGAUCUCAACUGUACAAUUCUGCAGCAAAUGUUAUUGCUGAUCGGCUUGAUAAUAUUUUUAAUAACAGCAACAUCAGCCCAGCAUUCUCACAUUGCAAAGUAGAAUCGCUCAGUCGUGCAAAGGUUGACCACACAUCAGUGUACGCUCUCUGUACUUUCAAAAACAACACCGAAAUUGGGAAUGUCGAUAAGGUUCUCAUUUACAAGAAGUUCAGUGAAGAAACAAACCAGAUCUCUCUCCUGGGAACAUAUACACUGGACACCAACAGUCUCUACGUAAAUGGUUAUCACGAAACAACUCCUCUAACGACACAAGGACCAACUGUGGAGGUAACUCCAAAUCCACCGCUGGAAGAAGCAUUCAAUGUGACCUUCAUUAUCACCAACCUGCCAUUCACACCAGAGCUGGAAAAUUCAGGAUCUCAACUGUACAAUUCUGCAGCAAAUGUUAUUGCUGAUCGGCUUGAUAAUAUUUUUAAUAACAGCAACAUCAGCCCAGCAUUCUCACAUUGCAAAGUAGAAUCGCUCAGUCGUGCAAAGGUUGACCACACAUCAGUGUACGCUCUCUGUACUUUCAAAAACAACACCGAAAUUGGGAAUGUCGAUAAGGUUCUCAUUUACAAGAAGUUCAGUGAAGAAACAAACCAGAUCUCUCUCCUGGGAACAUAUACACUGGACACCAACAGUCUCUACGUAAAUGGUUAUCACGAAACAACUCCUUUAACCACGGAAGCACCAGUUGUGGUGGUAACACAAAUUCCAAACCAGGGAGCACCUGCACUUCCGUUCAAUGUGACCUUCAUUAUCACCAGCCUGGCAUUCACAUCAGAGCUGGGAAAUCCUGAGUCUCCACUCUACCAUUCUGCAGCAAGUGUUAUUAAUGAUAGGCUUGACAACAUCUUUAAUAACAGCAACAUCAGUCCAACAUUCUCACGUUGCAAACUAAAAUCGCUCAGUCGUGUAAAUGAUGACCAGACAUCAGUGUACGCUCUCUGUACUUUCAAAAACACCACCGGGAUUGGGAAUGUCGAUAAGGUUACCGUUUACAAGACAUUCAGUGAAAAAACAAACCAGAUCUCUCUCCUGGGAACAUAUACACUGGACACCAACAGUCUCUAUGUAAAUGGUUACCACGAAACAACUCCUUUAACAACACAAGGACCAACUGUGGAGGUAACUCCAAAUCCACCGCUGGAAGAAGCGUUCAAUGUGACCUUCAUUAUCACCAACCUGCCAUUCACACCAGAGCUGGAAAAUUCAGGAUCUCAACUGUACAAUUCUGCAGCAAAUGUUAUUGCUGAUCGGCUUGAUAAUAUUUUUAAUAACAGCAACAUCAGCCCAGCAUUCUCACAUUGCAAAGUAGAAUCGCUCAGUCGUGCAAAGGUUGACCACACAUCAGUGUACGCUCUCUGUACUUUCAAAAACAACACCGAAAUUGGGAAUGUCGAUAAGGUUAUCAUUUACAAGAAGUUCAGUGAAGAAACAAACCAGAUCUCUCUCCUGGGAACAUAUACACUGGACACCAACAGUCUCUACGUAAAUGGUUAUCACGAAACAACUCCUUUAACCACACAAGGACCAACUGUGGAGGUAACUUCAAAUCCACCGCUGGAAGAAGCAUUCAAUGUGACCUUCAUUAUCACCAACCUGCCAUUCACACCAGAGCUGGAAAAUUCAGGAUCUCAACUGUACAAUUCUGCAGCAAAUGUUAUUGCUGAUCGGCUUGAUAAUAUUUUUAAUAACAGCAACAUCAGCCCAGCAUUCUCACAUUGCAAAGUAGAAUCGCUCAGUCGUGCAAAGGUUGACCACACAUCAGUGUACGCUCUCUGUACUUUCAAAAACAACACCGAAAUUGGGAAUGUCGAUAAGGUUCUCAUUUACAAGAAGUUCAGUGAAGAAACAAACCAGAUCUCUCUCCUGGGAACAUAUACACUGGACACCAACAGUCUCUACGUAAAUGGUUAUCACGAAACAACUCCUCUAACGACACAAGGACCAACUGUGGAGGUAACUUCAAAUCCACCGCUGGAAGAAGCAUUCAAUGUGACCUUCAUUAUCACCAACCUGCCAUUCACACCAGAGCUGGAAAAUUCAGGAUCUCAACUGUACAAUUCUGCAGCAAAUGUUAUUGCUGAUCGGCUUGAUAAUAUUUUUAAUAACAGCAACAUCAGCCCAGCAUUCUCACAUUGCAAAGUAGAAUCGCUCAGUCGUGCAAAGGUUGACCACACAUCAGUGUACGCUCUCUGUACUUUCAAAAACAACACCGAAAUUGGGAAUGUCGAUAAGGUUCUCAUUUACAAGAAGUUCAGUGAAGAAACAAACCAGAUCUCUCUCCUGGGAACAUAUACACUGGACACCAACAGUCUCUACGUAAAUGGUUAUCACGAAACAACUCCUCUAACGACACAAGGACCAACUGUGGAGGUAACUUCAAAUCCACCGCUGGAAGAAGCAUUCAAUGUGACCUUCAUUAUCACCAACCUGCCAUUCACACCAGAGCUGGAAAAUUCAGGAUCUCAACUGUACAAUUCUGCAGCAAAUGUUAUUGCUGAUCGGCUUGAUAAUAUUUUUAAUAACAGCAACAUCAGCCCAGCAUUCUCACAUUGCAAAGUAGAAUCGCUCAGUCGUGCAAAGGUUGACCACACAUCAGUGUACGCUCUCUGUACUUUCAAAAACAACACCGAAAUUGGGAAUGUCGAUAAGGUUCUCAUUUACAAGAAGUUCAGUGAAGAAACAAACCAGAUCUCUCUCCUGGGAACAUAUACACUGGACACCAACAGUCUCUACGUAAAUGGUUAUCACGAAACAACUCCUCUAACGACACAAGGACCAACUGUGGAGGUAACUUCAAAUCCACCGCUGGAAGAAGCAUUCAAUGUGACCUUCAUUAUCACCAACCUGCCAUUCACACCAGAGCUGGAAAAUUCAGGAUCUCAACUGUACAAUUCUGCAGCAAAUGUUAUUGCUGAUCGGCUUGAUAAUAUUUUUAAUAACAGCAACAUCAGCCCAGCAUUCUCACAUUGCAAAGUAGAAUCGCUCAGUCGUGCAAAGGUUGACCACACAUCAGUGUACGCUCUCUGUACUUUCAAAAACAACACCGAAAUUGGGAAUGUCGAUAAGGUUCUCAUUUACAAGAAGUUCAGUGAAGAAACAAACCAGAUCUCUCUCCUGGGAACAUAUACACUGGACACCAACAGUCUCUACGUAAAUGGUUAUCACGAAACAACUCCUCUAACGACACAAGGACCAACUGUGGAGGUAACUUCAAAUCCACCGCUGGAAGAAGCAUUCAAUGUGACCUUCAUUAUCACCAACCUGCCAUUCACACCAGAGCUGGAAAAUUCAGGAUCUCAACUGUACAAUUCUGCAGCAAAUGUUAUUGCUGAUCGGCUUGAUAAUAUUUUUAAUAACAGCAACAUCAGCCCAGCAUUCUCACAUUGCAAAGUAGAAUCGCUCAGUCGUGCAAAGGUUGACCACACAUCAGUGUACGCUCUCUGUACUUUCAAAAACAACACCGAAAUUGGGAAUGUCGAUAAGGUUCUCAUUUACAAGAAGUUCAGUGAAGAAACAAACCAGAUCUCUCUCCUGGGAACAUAUACACUGGACACCAACAGUCUCUACGUAAAUGGUUAUCACGAAACAACUCCUUUAACCACGGAAGCACCAGUUGUGGUGGUAACACAAAUUCCAAACCAGGGAGCACCUGCACUUCCGUUCAAUGUGACCUUCAUUAUCACCAGCCUGGCAUUCACAUCAGAGCUGGGAAAUCCUGAGUCUCCACUCUACCAUUCUGCAGCAAGUGUUAUUAAUGAUAGGCUUGACAACAUCUUUAAUAACAGCAACAUCAGUCCAACAUUCUCACGUUGCAAACUAAAAUCGCUCAGUCGUGUAAAUGAUGACCAGACAUCAGUGUACGCUCUCUGUACUUUCAAAAACACCACCGGGAUUGGGAAUGUCGAUAAGGUUACCGUUUACAAGACAUUCAGUGAAAAAACAAACCAGAUCUCUCUCCUGGGAACAUAUACACUGGACACCAACAGUCUCUAUGUAAAUGGUUACCACGAAACAACUCCUUUAACAACACAAGGACCAACUGUGGAGGUAACUCCAAAUCCACCUCUGGAAGAAGCAUUCAAUGUGACCUUCAUUAUCACCAACCUGCCAUUCACACCAGAGCUGGAAAAUUCAGGAUCUCAACUGCACAAUUCUGCAGCAAAGGUUAUUGCUAAUCGGCUUGAUAAUAUUUUUAAUAACAGCAACAUCAGCCCAGCAUUCUCACAUUGCAAAGUAGAAUCGCUCAGUCGUGCAAAGGUUGACCACACAUCAGUGUACGCUCUCUGUACUUUCAAAAACAACACCGAAAUUGGGAAUGUCGAUAAGGUUAUCAUUUACAAGAAGUUCAGUGAAAAAACAAACCAGAUCUCUCUCCUGGGAACAUAUACACUGGACACCAACAGUCUCUACGUAAAUGGUUAUCACGAAACAACUCCUUUAACGACACAAGGACCAACUAUGAAGGUAACUCCAAAUCCACCUCUGGAAGAAGCGUUCAAUGUGACCUUCAUUAUCACCAACCUGCCAUUCACACCAGAGCUGGAAAAUUCAGGAUCUCAACUGUACAAUUCUGCAGCAAAUGUUAUUGCUAAUCGGCUUGAUAAUAUUUUUAAUAACAGCAACAUCAGCCCAGCAUUCUCACAUUGCAAAGUAGAAUCGCUCAGUCGUGCAAAGGUUGACCACACAUCAGUGUACGCUCUCUGUACUUUCAAAAACAACACCGAAAUUGGGAAUGUCGAUAAGGUUAUCAUUUACAAGAAGUUCAGUGAAAAAACAAACCAGAUCUCUCUCCUGGGAACAUAUACACUGGACACCAACAGUCUCUACGUAAAUGGUUAUCACGAAACAACUCCUUUCACGACACAAGGACCAACUGUGAAGGUAACUCCAAAUCCACCUCUGGAAGAAGCGUUCAAUGUGACCUUCAUUAUCACCAACCUGCCAUUCACACCAGAGCUGGAAAAUUCAGGAUCUCAACUGCACAAUUCUGCAGCAAAGGUUAUUGCUAAUCGGCUUGAUAAUAUUUUUAAUAACAGCAACAUCAGCCCAGCAUUCUCACAUUGCAAUGUAGAAUCGUUCAGCCGUGCAAAGGUUGACCACACAUCAGUGUACGCUCUCUGUACUUUCAAAAACAACCCCGAGAUUGGGAAUGUCGAUAAGGUUAUCAUUUACAAGAAGUUCAGUGAAAAAACAAACCAGAUCUCUCUCCUGGGAACAUAUACACUGGACACCAACAGUCUCUACGUAAAUGGUUUCCACAAAGAAGCUUUGCCAACGGAAGAACCAAUCGUGGUGGUAACACAAAAUCCAAACCAGGGAGCACCAACACUGCAGUUUAAUGUGACCUUCAUUGUCACCAACCUGCCAUUCACAUCUCAACUACAAAAUCCCGACACUGUUCUCUACCUUUCUGCAUCGGCUAUUAUUGCUAAUAGGCUCGACAAUUUGUAUAACAAUAGCAUCAUCAACAAAACAUUUUCCAAUUGCAAUGUACAAAGCCUCAGCCGUGCAAAUAUUGACAACACUUCAGUGCAUGCAAUAUGCACUUUCAAAAAGGACCCCACUGUUCAGGACGUGGAUAGAAUCACCGUUUACAAGACCUUCAGUGAGAAGACAAACCAUAUUUCUGCCUUGGCAAGAUACGAUCUGGACAGCAACAGCCUCUAUGUGAAUGAUUAUCACGAAUCAGCUGCUUUACCCACGGAAGCACCAAUUGUGACACAAAAUCCAGACCAGGAACUGCCAACAUCUACGUUCAAUCUAACCUUCAUCAUCACCAACCUGCCCUUCACACUAUACCUCCAAAACAGCAAUUCUCAGCUCUUCAGAUCUGCCUCAGCCAUUAUUACCAAUAGGCUUAAGCAUGUAUUCAAGGGCAGCCCGAAGUUCACAGGAUGUACAAUAAGAUCUCUCAAUCGUGCAAAUGUUGACAACACUUCAGUGGAAGCAAUCUGUGUGUUCGACAAAAACCCUGCUGUUGCAAACCUGACAAAAGUUAUGGUUUACAAGAUGUUCAAGGAAAACACAACGCAGAUCUCAAUCUUGGGAACAUACUCACUGGACAGCAAUAGCCUCUAUGUAAACGAUUAUCACGAAACCACUUCAUCCGGCGGAGAUCCGAUUGUAACACCAACUCCCGAGCCGGAAUUGCCUAUUUUCAAUGUGAGCUUCAUCAUCAUCAACCUGCCCUUCACACGAUACCUCCAAAACCCAAAUUCUCAACUCCACAAAUCUGCCUUAGCCAUUAUUACUAACCGGCUUGAUAAUAUAUACCACACCAGCCCGGAGUUCUCACAUUGUACAAUAAGAUCUCUCAGUCGAGCAAAUGUUGACAACACUUCAGUAAAUGGGGUCUGCAUUUUCGACAAAAAACCCAUUGCUCAGCAAGUCACAAGAGACACAGUUUAUGAGAAGUUCAAGCAAAACACGGAGCAGAUUUCAACCUUAGGAAUGUACAAACUGGACAGCAACAGCCUCUAUGUGAAUGGCUACCAGCAAUUCAAACCAACCACACAGCCGCCAGUUACAGCCUCUGUUCCCCUUGAAUCAUUUGAUCUCGACUUUACAAUAUCAAGCAGGCAGUUCACAGAAGAACUUGCAAACAAAGAUUCACGUGACUAUAAAAGCCUAGAAACCGAUAUCAUUACCUCGCUUGCAGAGUUAUUUAAACAGAGCGCACUAAAGGACAACUUCAAAUACUGUGAGAUUACUGGAUUAAGUCGUGGAUCAGUCAAAGUCGCGAGCAAAUGCUUCUUCACGGAAAAGAAGAUAAACACACCCGUGAACUCAGGCACAGUUAGAACAUCAUUUUCUAAGGGAACAAAUGGCAUUAAACAGCUUGGAAAAUUCCAACUGAAAAGGAACGACCUGAAUGUUGCCCCAGAAAGAAGCCCACUUACUUUCAAGAUGCGAUUCACUAUAUUCAACCCGCUACCUGCCAGAGAUACAAUUAACACAAACAAUAUCAACACGACUCUUAUUAAUGAUAAGCUCAACAAUCUCUAUGAAAACAGCAAAUUCAAUGAAACCUUCAUAAAUUGCAAUGUUACUUCUCUCAGCUCCGUGGAUUCAGAGAGGACUACAAUUGAAUCCGUCUGUUCUUUCAAGAAUGUUUCGACUGAUCAAGAAAUAGACAAAGUUGCUGUAUUCCGCGAGUUCAAAAGCAACUUAAACCUGAAUAAGCUGGGGCCAUAUCAACUGAGCGCCCUUUCCGUAGAAGGCUAUGAAGAAGUGACAACAACAGUUACAACUGUGGGUCUCGUCUCACCUACAGCGACAGUAGAGUUUGGCGACUCAAGAUAUAAACUUGAAUUCACAAUAAUAAACCGAAAUUUUGACCCAGAGCUUCAAGAUACAAACUCUGCUGCAUAUCAGCAGUUUGUGAACCAAAUCUCUAUUACGCUCACAAAGUUGUUUAAGAAAAGCACCUUGAAGGACAACUACAAAAUCUGCAAAGUAACAGGUUUGAGACUCGGAUCCAUCAAAGUUACCUGCAAUUGCUACUUCAAACCAAAUGAAACCGUGAGUACAGUCGCAAUCCAAAACGAAUUUGUUGCUGGAACAAACAGUACGACCUGGCUUGAUGGAUUUCAGCUGAAAAAUGACAGCCUGUCAGUAGAAUCUCAAACACCAGACCUUAAUUCCAGCUCACGUUUACCAUAUUGGGCCAUCAUAGUUAUUGCACUGGCCUGUGUGUUUGCCGUGUUCCUGCUCUUCCUCUUGGGCUAUGUGAUAACACUUUGCACGCGAAGCAAGAUCCAGGGUUCCUAUAAUAUCAUGCAAACUCCUAUCGGUGUCUACUUUCCACAUAUGAACUGGAGGAAAUUGUUCUGAAUACUCCGACAGCAGCAACAAACGACAACGGAUUACAUUUGUAAAGCGCAACUGGGAAAAACGCAUCAGCACUUAGGUUGGGAAAAUGAAGGGGAUGGGGGGGGGACAAAAUGUAACGAAUCAUCAUUGGGAAGCAUUCCAGUUGGAUCUCUGUUUACUCUAUUUAAUCGUGUCCAGAAUUUGACAAAUUGUUGGAAUCGGUCUCAACUCUGAAGUCGCUUUGCUGCGAUUCUUAAAAGAUCUUACAGAAAACCAACUUCAGAGUUAAAGCUGUAUUUAAGAAUUUGAAAAACUUGUAGAUCGUCUGAAGCACUGCACAAAAGGACCCAGAGUAGGAUAUCUUCCCGCAUGUUAUUACGCUAAGCAUAACCAGGAAAGCUAAAGCUUGACAUUUUUGAAAUAUUUUAAAAUUUAAAAUGAUCUUCAUAUUAGAAAAUGAAACUUAUAUUUUUGCUCAAAGAUAUUUAUGGACUCCUCAAUGAAUGUAACUUAUUGUAGUAACUUUAGAAACAAAUGCAUUUAAGAAAAAAUUCUCAAGAGACAUGUAUGUGUGAUAUAUUUGCAUUGAUUUACUUUGAGUCGUGUUUAAUUUAUUUAGACUGUUUGUGCACAUUUACUUCAAGUCCUGAUGUGACAAAAUGUUAAAGGAGCUAUUAGGGAACCUUUAAUCUUCACAUUUGCAUAAGUGCAGAGUUAAGGUCAAUUAAUCUUCUUCAGUAAUGAACAACGCAAUGAAUACUCUUUUAAAUUAACACUGCAGGACUUGCUGUUAUUUUGUGUCGAACAUGUUAUGACAUUGCACGCAUACGGCUUUGAAAUCUCUGCAACGUUAAUUUACAUAGAGAGAGGCACUUUAAUGAGGCACUUGAUUAAAUUUUUUUUGCAUCAACUUCUAACUGCUGUGGUUUAACAACGAGAAAUAUAGUUUUGCUACAUCGACAUAUUUAUAGCAUUUUUAAAAUUCUGACAUAUGAAAUUAUAUCUGCUUUAUUUUUGUAAUCUUUGUUCCGCGUCUACUUUAAAUGCAGUGGUGCCAUAUAUCCGCUUAAUACUUGAAUGCAAUCAAAUAAAUUAUUUAAUGAUGAAUCUA
Callorhinchus milii (elephant shark) is the source of this 12838-nucleotide messenger RNA. RefSeq names its product mucin-16-like. Lineage: Eukaryota; Metazoa; Chordata; Chondrichthyes; Chimaeriformes; Callorhinchidae. The record is from RefSeq and is a predicted model, not a curated record. The transcript is spliced from 111 exons. Bases 1 to 11748 code for a protein of 3915 amino acids.